AUGACCCAAAUAUCCGCCCCAACUAUAAAGCGAAAACUAAAAUCUUCGUGACGAAAAACCAGACGACGCCAGAGAAUCUCUUUCGGAUUAGUUAGCGAAGAAGAUACAUAUACUGAUAUAUAGAUAGAAAGCAAGAGAGAUGGCUUCUCAUCUCUCCUCAGCUCUUUCAAGAUUCCCUUUGCAACAACCCAAAUUUUCAUCCAAGCAGACAGCCAAUGCGAAGCCAGUUGGAGUUCAAGUGAGAUCCAGCUUGGAAGAUGAGAGUGGCUCGCCUGGUGUUUCUGACCACUCAUUUGAACCUAUCAACAAAAAGGGAUCUCAAAUGGAAACAUCUCGCCGCCAGUGUCUAGCCUGUUUAUGUUCAACUGCAGCUUUGAUAGUAGCUCCAGGUGUUUCUAAUUCUGGACAAAAUGCAAAUGCCUUGGAUGGCAAAGAGCGAGCUGUAUGUCGAAAUUGUGGGGGUAGCGGUGCUAUUAUCUGUGAUAUGUGUGGUGGUACGGGAAAGUGGAAAGCUUUGAACAGAAAAAGGGCCAAAGAUGUUUACGAGUUCACAGAAUGUCCAAAUUGUUACGGUAGAGGGAAACUAGUGUGUCCGGUGUGCCUGGGGACUGGUUUACCGAACAACAAAGGUCUCCUUAGGCGGCCAGAUGCACGGCAGUUGCUUGACAAGAUGUAUAAUGGACGCUUGUUACCAAACUCUUAGAAUCUUGAGAUGCUGUUUCUCGAUGUCAGUAAGAGGAGAUUUAACAUGGCCAAAGUAGCACAUUGGUAGAACAAAGGAGUACAGUUGCUUCAUCUCGUGGUGCAAGUGGAUAUAAAAAUUGGCUCUAUAUGUACUGAAUUUCAUACCAGAGUUAUUUUCUCGAUUUGUUAUUUAUUUGCUUAACCCAACAGAGGAAGUAUAGUUGCAUUGUACUUGAUGUUACUGCCUUCUAUCAUCUAUAGGGUAAAUGUGUGUUUCAGUAAAGCAUUUUAGAGAGCUA
Olea europaea var. sylvestris is the source of this 983-nucleotide messenger RNA. RefSeq names its product protein PHOTOSYSTEM I ASSEMBLY 2, chloroplastic. The transcript has 6 exons. Bases 140 to 703 code for a protein of 187 amino acids. The record is from RefSeq and is a predicted model, not a curated record. Lineage: Eukaryota; Viridiplantae; Streptophyta; Magnoliopsida; Lamiales; Oleaceae.